AUGAACCCUUUUCAAAAACAAAUUCGCGGUGGCUCUGGCGACACCACCUCAUGCAUCUACAGUCGAUCCACCGACACGGCCAAAGAUGCUAUCCCUAUGAAUAUCAUAUCAACUACCCUACAAAUCAAGCCAUCUCUUCCUGAGAUGAAUCUACUGGACCACCAAAUCUCUAUGGCUCGUGGGUCUACUAUGGCCUUGGAAACCACACGGCCGCGGCUGAGAAAAUCCAAAACACAACCCCAAAUGUCAAUUUUGGAGUUAAAGGCCGAACGAAUGCAACAACAGAGUCAGCAGGGGCUUGAGAACAAUUUUUAUUCCAAGUGUUUUGAGAGCUUCCACCAACUCGUCAGCGCCACAAUGGACGCAACCCAAAGUCUUGCUCUGCAGUAUCAUUUCAACCCCGCAAAAAGCCCUUCUGGUGACCCGCGCCUGAUUCGAGCUAUUGUUUUAUUAAGAGUGGCUCUUGAUAAAUCCCGAGCUGAGGAAACCAGUGCAGAGCAGGAGUGGAAGCAGCAGUGGAGGGUCUCUUCUGUUCGGCAGUCUUCACUUCGAUGGCUUUGA
Penicillium salamii is the source of this 561-nucleotide messenger RNA. The record is from the annotation of a GenBank genome assembly. Lineage: Eukaryota; Fungi; Ascomycota; Eurotiomycetes; Eurotiales; Aspergillaceae.